AUGUCUUCCCGAUUUCCCCUCCUCCGUCUUCCUCGAUUGGUUCUGUUCGAGGUAUUCAAAGCAUUGAGUAUCGAUGAGAAAAUCAAGCUCUCCCUAUGCUCCAAGAAAAUCUCCACUCAAAUCAAUAAUGCUCGUUUGUACUCUCAAAAAGUUAUAGUCGCUUUAGACUUGUUAUACAAAGAAAUCAACGUAUACUCUGAAAAUAAGAAAGAUACACUUGAAAUCUCCAUUCAUCCAGAUCCCAGAAAAACUCUCAAUUCAAGUACUCGACAAUUUUUUACCGCAUGUUAUACCAAAGGGAUCACAAUAUUCUGGGAGAAUCAUCGAGAUGGAUAUCUAUCUGUUAUUCGACAUAUGUCGAAGAUGUUUCAAUGCAAGUUUUCAAUUAGUAAAAACUUCAACAGUGAUAUAUAUCAACCAGUAGUUUCUGAGUUGUUUGAUCUACAACAGGAAUUCAAGACGUUCACUAUUGAUCUUAAUGUAUUAAAAGAUCUAAAGUUGUGGGACCAUAUAUCCACUAAAUUUGGACUAGUUGAGUAUCUUAAAAUCUCAUCCUUUGUUAAUUCUGAUUUCAAACUAGUUAUUACUUCCUGGCCACAAGAAAUUAUUAUAAUGAGAUCCGAUUGGAUCACUUUGGAUUCUCUUUUGACGUGCACUUGCACUAAAAUUACACUCGGAGAAUUGGGAAACAAGGAUUUUGAUGAGAUACUCAAGAAGUGGAAAACUGGAGGAUUCCCAAAACUCAAACAACUGAAAAUCUAUAGCAUGAGGAUCACAAAUAAUGUAGAACAUAUUUUGGGAAUGAAUUUUUGGGAAUUAUCCAAGAAGGUUAUCCAAACUAAUGAUGGAUCAAAGAAAGCAACUAUUAACACUGGUUACGGUAGAGUUGAAAUGUCUGUAACUCCAGCUGAAUAA
Molecule: messenger RNA, 915 nt
Organism: Caenorhabditis remanei
Lineage: Eukaryota; Metazoa; Nematoda; Chromadorea; Rhabditida; Rhabditidae
Exons: 2
Coding region: 1-915 (304 amino acids)
Biological process (GO): embryo development
Molecular function (GO): protein binding
Source: RefSeq, a predicted model, not a curated record